Molecule: messenger RNA, 1936 nt
Organism: Meleagris gallopavo (turkey)
Lineage: Eukaryota; Metazoa; Chordata; Aves; Galliformes; Phasianidae
Source: RefSeq, a predicted model, not a curated record
UCCCAGUGAGUUUGGGGGGGUGGGGUUUGGGGGGACGCCAUGUCCUGGGGGUCCGCAACUCCAUAGAGGACCCCAAGAAGGUCAGCGACCCCGACCCCAUAGGGGACCCAAAGAGGUUUGGUGACCCCAACCCUACAGGAGACCCCAAGAGAUUUGGUGACCCCAUAGGGGAUCCCAACCCCAUAGAGAAUCCCAAGAGGGUCAUUGACCCCGACCCCAUAGGGGACCCCAACCCCACAGAGAACCCCAAGAGAUUUGGUGGCCCCAAUGGUGUCCCCAGUGCCAACACUCUGAAGGACCCCAACGCCAUCAAAGACCCCGAUGCCAUUAGAGACCCCGAUGCUACUGAAGACCCCAACCCCGAUUUGGAGGUCGCCAACACCAUGGAGGUACUCAGAAGUUUCAGUGACCCCAAAGCCAACGCUUUGAUGGACCCCAAAGCCCUGGAAGACCCCCACACCAUCAAAGACCCCAAAGCCAUGGAAGACCCCAAAACCCUGGGAGACUCCCAUACCAUCCAAGACCCCAGUGCCACCAAAGACCCCAAAGCCAUGGAAGACCCCCAUGUCAUGGAAGACCCCCACACCAUCAGAGACCCCAAAGCCAUCGAAGACCCCAAAGCUCUGGAAAACCCCAAUGCCAUCAAAGACCCUAAAGCCAUGGAAUACCCCCAUAUCAUGAAAGACCCCCACACCAUCAAAGACCCCAAAGCUGUAGAAGACUCCCCCACCAUCAAAGACCCCAACGCCAUCCAAGACCCCAAUGUCAUGGAAGACCCCAACGCCCUGACAGACCCCAAGAGUUUGGACGACCCCGGUGUUCCCAACGCCGUAGAGAUCCCCAACCCCAUGGACGACCCCCACCCCCCAAGUGCCCCCAUUGCCCCAUGGGACAGGGUGGUCUUCGUGCUGCCAGCCUUCGAGGUGCGCUCAGGGACGCCGAUCCCGGCCACGAAAGCGGAGCUGCUGCACUUAUGGGGUUUGGGAGCAGCUCGACCUUUCUAUGGGGCUCUGUGCCCGCGAUGCCAGGCACCCACCGACUACGGGAGGUGGUGGGGGCUGCCCCCGGGCCCCCGGCUGCGGGUGGCCUACGAGGCCCUGUGGAGGGACCCGUGGGAGCCCUUCUAUGUGGGGCCGGCCCAAGGUGUGCCCCCCUUCGACGAGCGCUUUGUGCAGUACGGCUUCAACCGCAUCAGUCAGGCAUGCGAGCUGCACGUGGCCGGGUUCCGCUUCGCGGUGCUGGACGGCGCCUUCGUGGUUCACCGCGGCUUCAAGGAGGCCGGAGGCUUCCAUGGGGCGAAGGAGGCCGAGCUGACCCACAACCGGCAGCUCUACCGCCGCUUCCGCGCCGAGCUGCGCCAGCGCUACCCCAACUCACCGCGGCGAUGCUGACAGCGUGGGGUGCUGAGCCCUGGGCUGUGGGGCCCGUUGGGGUUGGCCAACUGGGUCUCAUCAGCGUUGGUCCCAGCGACGUUGGUCGUAUGGGUCCUGUUGAUGUUGGUCCCACUGAUGUUGGCCAACUGGGUCCCAUUGGUUCUGGUCCCAUUGGUGUUGGCCAACUGGGUCCCAUUGGUUCUGGUUCCACUGAUGUUGGCCAACUGGGUCCCAUUGGUUCUGGUCCCACUGAUAUUGGCCAACUGGGUCCCACUGGUUCUGGUCCCACUGACGUUGGCCAACUGGGUCCCAUUGGUUCUGGUCCCACUGAUGUUGGCCAACUGGGUCCCAUUGGUUCUGGUCCCGUUGGUGUUGGCCAACUGGGUCCCAUUGGUUCUGGUCCCGUUGGUGUUGGCCAACUGGGUCCCAUUGGUUCUGGUCCCGUUGGUGUUGGCCAACUGGGUCCCAUUGGCUCUGGUCCCGUUGCUGUUGGCCAACUGGGUCCCAUUGGUUCUGGUCCCGUUGCUGUUGGCCAAGUGGAUCCCAUAAAAAUUUGUCCCAUU